GCUCUCGUCUUGUUUGUUACUAGAUACCAGAGGAGCCACAAUCACUCGCUUACUCCCUCGCUCCCUCUCGCAAAAAAAAAAAAAAAAGUCCGCCUUUGCCUGAAAAGGUCUAAAAUAAAAGUGGAAAAGAGGGCGGGAGGGGGGACAAACCACAAAGUGAGUUUGUUUAUCAUAGCCACAGUUCCAUAACCUUGGUAACCUCGCUUUUUUUGUCCCCUAAGUUGCAUCGCUGACACGUUUUUUCAUCGAGGUCGUUAAUUUUUUGGACGGCCCCUCAGGACGGAGUGACCACUGUCGUCAUGGCGGCGGAAGGAACGAGAACAGCUGGGCUUCAUUAGGAGGAAAUGAAGUCGACCUUUAGAAAAAACACACACACACAUUUGUGGCACGCUUGAUGCUCUAAUGACACGUGAACAUGAGAGGCAAGAGUAAUGCUGCUUAAACCUACAUCACAUUCAUUCCAUAUACCACAACACACACACACACGGCUGGAUAUAGGAUAGGUGUGUAUGUCUUAGUUUUGUCCUGCAUCUGUGUACUACAUUCAUCUCAGCCCAUCCUUUUCAGUGGACCAGUCGACCACUUAGCACUGAUGCAUUUCUGCAUUGUUAGGCUGUGGAGAUGUAUGAGCUAUUACAGACCUGAUUGUAUUGCAUAGCAUCUGAUUAAUUGUUUUGCUUUGAGUCAUGCAUUGCAAGCUCAUUGUGGGAUAUUGUGGGUGUUCUUGGAUCCAUUGUUGUACUUGUUUCCCAGCGUCUAAAACAUUCCCAGCAUAUGACAAAUGCUUCCCUAUGACACACUCGAAAUGGCUUUAAAGAGAUACUCCAGUGUUUUUCAUCCUAAUCUCCAUGUAUGACGUGUAGAGAUUACCACAAACAAGAAUUUUGAUGUGUUUCCCUGUACUGAGAACAGAACAAAAAAAAAACCUGUUGAGUUGAAAUUCACUUAUAAUGAAAGUCUAAGGGCAGUUGUUUUUGUGUAGAACAUUUUUAUUUUCACAUUCUUCAGUUAUUUGCACUAAAUUUGUAUCAUUUUUCCUGAGGGAUGGUACUACCUGUUCAUCGGGAAGCAUUAAUAGUUAUCAAUAUCAACAUAUCAAUAUACUUAUGGCCCCAUCUCUCAUGAAUACCACAAAACUUUAAGAGUAAGUAGCAGGAAUUACUUUUUUACCCCAAAAAGAAACGCUAUGUAAACUGACAUAAGGACUGUUUUAGCAAGACAUUCUCUCAUGCCUUUGCUUAGUAGAGUAAAACGUAUUUUAUUUAUUGACCAAGUUGAACAAGUGCCCUUAGCCUUCUAUUACUAGUGAGUUUCCAGUAAACAGGUUUUCGACUCUUUUCUCAGUACAGGAGAACAAGCUGAAAGUCUCGUUUGUGGUUAAUUGCUCAUAUGCUACACACAUGUAAGAUAAAGUUUCAGGUCGGAAAAUGAUGGAGUAUCCCUUUAAGGUUAAGAGAGCACUGUGGGAAAAUCAGUAUUAACACUAGUAGACUAGCCAGGCUCAGUUUCUACUGAAGUGGCUGCUGAUGCGGUGCCAGAGAAAUGGCUCAAAUCUCACCUUUAUGAAAUUUGAUGUACUAGAGAGAGAGAGAGAGAGAGAGAGAACAAAAACUUGUGUUAGGAAGAGUAAGAGCAGGACAUAGUGAAAAGGUUGUUUUGUUUUUGCAUGCUCUUUUUCCCCUUUCCUUGUCCCCUUGUCCCUGCCUUGUUCUCUCUCUCUCUCUCUCUCUCUCUCUCAGUUUUAUAGCAGGAGACAUGAUUUAUUGUGGCCAUCCAUCUUUGGGUCUCAUCCAUCACCUCCUGGUUGCUAGGCAAUCAUGGCAGCAGCUGUUUGCUUUGACUCAGACAGAGGCGCUGUCAAUCAAGGCAGGCAGGUGAAAAGCAUUAGAAACACGCUAUUGUCAGACGGAAUAAUUAAUCAAAGGCAGGAAAGAUAAUUAAAAAGAUAUGACCCUUGCUAGCACUUGCUCGGGGUUGUCGGUGCAGGGAGGGAAGGGAGAAGAAAUAAAAAACGAUGGUAUGGAGGAAAGGAAGGAAGUGGAAGAAGGGGAAGGCACUGGCGUGUGGCAUGUCCUCUCACUCUCUCUCUUUCUCUAGCUCUCUCUCGCUCUCUCUCUCUCUCUCUCUCUCGCUCUCUCUCGCUCUGUCUCAGUUCCUUCUCUUUCCUUGCGACACAGUGAGAGAGUGGAGGCAGGGAAGAUAAAGCUCACUCACUUCGUCACUGGCCCAGGUUGUAAUUAAUUAAAAAGAGAUCGGGGGAGAGAGCAGGAGAGGAGAGAGAAAUAAUAAAAGGGCUGGCUGAGCAGAUGAGAGAGAGAGAAAGAGAGAGAGAGAGAAGGAUAGACAGAGAAUGUGAGAGAGAGAGAGAGAGAGAGAGAGAGAGAGAGAGGAGCACAUGAAAGGAUAGAGUGCCUCUCUCUGAUAUGAGCAAAUGCUACAAACGCGAUCUUUAAAGUGUUCCUCUUCAAAACCCAUGUCGCUAGCACACUUGCAUCUGUGUGUGUGUGUGUGUGUGUAUGAGUGUGUGCUCUCCAACUUCCAUGCACAGCCUCAGGCUUACAUGUCGGUGUGCCUUCUUUAAGUAGAGCUCAAGAUGUCUCUUUUGAAACAUGCGCGCGCACACACACACACACACACACACACUCAGAUGUUAUUCAGAGAGUACUAAUGCUAUUCUAGUGUUUAUACACAGACUAUGGCUGUGUCUCAAAUCACCUACUUAUUACUAAAUAAAUCUAAACAAAUAUAGUGCAGUAAAAAUCCUCUCCCAUCAUGCACCACAAAAGGAAGACGAAGGACUUGUAACAGAUAACAGACAUAACUAAGGAUGGCAGGAGAAUUCGUAUGCAUUGCCGCUUCGGUUUCCGUCUCAUUUAUACACUGUAUUUAGAAAUGAAAUGAACAUAAAAAUGAAAUACAGAAAACAAUGAUAAUAAAUUUAGCUAGCUAACAUCAGUAACAUUCAGUAAACACUGUUGUUUAGUGCAUUAAUUUUACAGAAUGAACGUCUAAUAUAUGAACCAUUAAUAGUGCAUAGUUUAAGUAUUAGCUCAAAUAUUAGGUCAGUGAUUUGCGACACAGCUUUUGAUUUAGACAGAACUGAGAAUAAGCCUUAAGUCACGGGAUACUCAAAAGCUGUCUUUCUUUUUGUGCUAUUCUGGAGUGAAGAAGUGAAAAAAAAAAAAUCAGCCACUGUCAAUACCCAUCUGAUAUUGAAACUUCAAAAUGAUUUUUUUUUUAACCGAAGCACUUAAAAAAAAAUACAUAGCUCAAGACAUGGGUUACACAAAACCACAGCUUUCACACAAAAUCACUUACAUUGCAAACAUAAUAAAGUAUAAAUAUAAUAAAAAUCAAUCCUAACAAAAAAAUACAACCAAGUCUCUUUAUAUGUAAACAUUUACAGUUCCAAAAAAAAUCUUUUCCAAACCCAGUUCUAAUCUUUUCCAUUUGUUACAGGAUUGGCUCAGAGUCAUUCUUUCUUUUCUCUAAUAUCCGCUCUACCAUUUUACAAUUUUAUUUAUUUAUUUUUUUGCUGAUAUCGGCCCAAUACCGAUCCAGGACAUCAGAUCAGUGCCCUGGAUAUUAUAUAUUAUUAUUAUAAUAUUGAUAUUAUUAUAAAUAUUAGGCCCAAAUUUGAAUAUGUACACAUUUAAAUGUGUAGGAUUAUAUUCUUACUGAACCAAAGAGCUUUUUGUUCCUGAACUUUUCCUCCAACAGAUCACAGUAGAUCCAAAUAUUUACAAGCCUUUGUUUGUUUUUGAGUUAUUGAAGCUUGGAUUAAACCCAUUCAAGUCAAGUCGGUUAAUCACUAUAAAAACUCAAUAAUAAAUAUAAUAAACUUUUAUAAUGUUAGGUUGUGAUUUCCACAACUGUAAAAAAAAAAAAGUAAAGUAAAGUAGCAUAAAGUAGCUCCUAAAACUUCAAUACUCACUCCCAAACACUGUAACACUACUCAAUUCACAUAAAGAGAGCAGGAUCAUAUUUGGUACCUAGAUAUUAUAUAAUCUAUUGCAGGUCUUCAUCCUUAACUUCUGAGCACUUUUGAAGAAAGCAGUAAAUCGUGCAUAAAUAGUACACUGGCACUGAAACAUAAGUGAUGGUGCUCUAGUGAUAUUUCAGUUUCAAAUACAAAUUCAUGUUGUACGUUUUCAGAGAUCAAAAGACCACUUUCUUUCUUAGUCUGAGUGUGUAUGACUCCUCAAGAUAAUAUUAAUAUGUGAUCACAGAUUCUCUUCCAUACGGAAGAGUAGCAUUUAAAUCAGGCAGCAUUUCAACACACUAAGCCGCACCUCCUACACUGGGACUGAAACUGGAGAACGAUUUGCUUAAAAGUAUUUUGUUCCCUGUUCAGGAUCACAUAUGUAUCUAGAAGUUAAUUCUAAUAAAGUGCAAAUUAACAGAAAAUAAAAAGCCUUCCAUUUCUGCAGCUGUGUAUACAUUUAAAUCUUUGAUGUUUUGAAUCGGAUGAUUUGCAAGAAAGUUUAAGUAUUGAAAAGAAAACAGGAUGUGAGAGUGUUUUUUUUUUUUUAAUUCGUGGUUCAACAUUAGGGCAGAUAAAAUAGACACGUCACUCUGACACACCUGCGACAACGCUAGGAAAAAACAUUUUUUUUUUUUUAGAUUUACAUCCUUUGUUGAAUUGUUCUAUAAAAAUUACACAUCGAAUCGGCGUUGUCACAAAUUCAAAUGGCAAUUUCUGCAUUCACAUUUCCGUUCUUUGAUAUUCAAAUUGAAUUGGAAUGGUGACAUUUGUUUUGACAGUCUGAGUAUGUGUGUGUGUGUGUGUGUGUGUGUGUGUGUGUGUGUCUUUGCCCUGGUCCACCCAGAAUGACAACAGUCUCUUUUCUACUUCCUCUGAGUCUCUCAGGUAAUAUGAGGUCAUGUUGCCUCUAGCAGCAGGUCUCCCUUGGGUCUUUUUUUUUCCCUCCGUCCUCUGUUCCUCUGCCUGCCUCCCUCUCUAAUUCUCUCUCCCUCACUCUCUCACACACACAUCAUGUUUUCUCAGGACUACCUCAAAAGAUGAGGACCUGGAUCUCACAUUUCUGUUAAGUUUUUAGUACAGCUUGUCUCCAAACACAUGUCCUGUCCUUGUUUUGACUGCAGAUGGGAUCAGAGUGUGUGUCAGGAGCUUUUCUCUUCCCGCACUGGUCAAAGAAGUAAGAAGUGUUUGUUAAAUCUUUAUCUAAUAGAGGAGUCACGCUGAUCCACACACACAGGUGCAGAAUUAGCGGCCAGUCAAAACAGUGCAGGACGAUAUUUUAAAUCUUGUAAAUUAAAAAUGAUAACAGCGCUCAAAAACCUGCUAUUCUUGAAAAAUGACAUCGAGAAAUGUAAAGGGUUUGACUUCUGUGUAUUAGCAAAGUCUAAACCUUUAUAUUGUUCAUAUUGUAUUAUUUUUAUUUUAUAUUUUAUUGUGUUUAGCAAUUCUGGUGCUGAUUUGUUGGUUGGUGCUGUAUUUUCAUUAUUCCUAAGAGACGUUAGCGGUUAAGUGCCACACUGAUGUCACAGGGGACAUUGCUAGCACAUUUAAUUGGAAAAAGUUCAACGCUCUCAAACAUACGUGAUAAGGUCAGGUUUUGCUGUUAGCUCCCGAAAAAAAAGAGCAAGAGCUUCUUUUCUCACUCACCAUUUUCCAGCGAUGUUCAAUGUCAUAUUACAUCCAAUGAAGAAGUAGUGGAGACUGCAAACGUCGGACUCAAAGUCCCAGAAUGCAGUGCAGCUUUACACUGAGUUACAGCAGAGACUCGGCUCAGCUAGUUAGGGAUCUAUGAACUGACAAGCGCAAUGGCAUUGACGAUGGAAUUAGUAUGAAAGCUGAAGUUUUGGUUCAUCUACAGAUAAGGAGGUGAGAGAGCUGGACAGAUGAAAGGAUUAAAGCUCUGCUGCAUCAUUCUCUUAAGGUAAAGAUGUAGCAAGGGCUAAUUUCUGCCCACUGGGUAGUCAAACAUCAUUGCUGGUAAUGGAGGAAGAAGUGAAAACAGACCAACCUGUCGAUGAAAGUGUAACCUAAAAAAUGUCAACUCAGAAUUUCAUUACACGGAUUUUUCCUUUAAGCAUGCAAUCAUUUGCUAAAACUUCUCCUCAGCACAAGGACAUCAUUCUAAUUAAAACUGAAAGAUGAUGAGUAUUUACUUCCUGUUUUGCUUCCAGAAUAUAAAUAUACUGAAAGGAUUACACAGUCUAAAAGGCGCUCAGAUAUACUGCAUGCAAGUUUGAUAUACUGUUCAUGUAUCUCAAAGAAGUUAAAGUACUUUGGUAACACUGGAACCUUUAAGAACGUAAUCAACAAAUUCUGUGAGGUUACGCUGUAACUUUCAUGUUCUGAAAAUGUGAAUUAGUGAUGUUUCACUUCACAAUGUUUUUUUUACAUUUAUCAAGCUAACAGUUUCAAGUUAGCAGAGCAACUUUUUAACCUUCCAUUUCUAAAAAUGUUUGGUUUUAGAAUGUGCCAUUUGUCUUGUUUUCUGAGUGUUUGGAGAACAUUUAUAAACAUUCCUUCAACAAAGUUUUUAAUAUUUUUAGCCAUAGGAAUGUUAAGACAAAUGUUUCAUUUGUUUUUGUCUAACUGGGAACAUUGUGUGAGAAACACUGUGAACCAAACCAUUAUUUCAUGUUUUCAGAACAUUACCCGAACACCUAACCUUCUCAAAAUCAGUUAAACACAGUACUAAACAUUCUAAAAAAGAUUUUCUGUUAACUGAGUAGUCAGAAGACAAGCACCGGUCUUUUCUAAGGCCGUAGCUGGCAUUUAAAUGCUUAAUUGUUUAUAUUGGAUGCAGGUGUAAAAUUAUCUGCUAAGUAUUUCUGCACGUUUUCUAUUAAGUAAUGAGUGUAAAGUGCACAUUAUGGGUUUAAAUGGCUUAAGUGCUUAAUCUCCUGUUCAGCCAAUGUGCUGAACAUGGAUUUAAUUGAUCCAUUGCCUUUUCAUGAGCUUAAAAAUGUCAACCUGUUUUUAGAAAAGUCUCACUGCUAAAGUCGUACAGCAGGCAUGAAAUUCCAUCAUAUACAUCUCUAGUAUGGUUGCCAAUCUCGCAUGAUUACAGAUUUGAAGUAUCUGCACUAGAAAGGAGCAGCGUUUUGCUCGAUAGAUGCCAGCUGUUCUGAUUAGCGAUUAGCCAUCAACUGAUGUCAUGAGCCGGUGUAGUAUUUUGAGUCUAGAUAAGUUGCAUACAGCAUUCAGAUAUAGCCUUGAAGUCUAAAGCCAUUGCACUGGACCGUGAUCAACUCCAAUACCUCAGUACCCCCUGCCACUCAUGCCACACAUGCCUAUAUCCCACCCUACACUCCAGCUCAAGUAGUCUACAGGAACCUUUUUCAGGAACCCUGGAACUUAUCGUGCAUUGUGGCAGUGUAGUUUGUACACAUAUCAAGCAAGUUAACUCUUAAGGCAAGUAGCAAAAAUGUGGCUUUAUUCACAUACGCCAGGUUUAAAGUGCUGUGCUAAUUAUUAACAUCAUUUUUGUGCGACUAGGUAAAUCAAAACAGAAAAACACAACCUGAUUUCCAACUUCCUCCAUUUUCACUCGCAUAGUUCGCUUCUGUAUUCUUGUUCUUCUGGAACUAACUUCUGAACCAUCUAGUCUAGUCCAAAUGUCAGGUGAGCAGAUCUAGUACCAAGAUCUAUGCGAUGAUAGAUCAUUUCAGAAUUUUACUAAUUGAUAUGAAGUCUUUCAUACAAUCUCGUUUGCUAUAGUGUAUGCUUAAUGUUAUGUUCGCUACUGUCUGUUGACAGUUAUUUAAAAUCUACUUUAAAAUAAUGCGUGAAGUUGUGUUGAUUUCUCUCGCCGGGCCGCCUACUUUAUCCUUCGGCGCACUUUUAUGACACACUCAUCCUCACUUCCUGAUGCGUGGGGAGAGGAUGUCGCUCCUGACAAGGGCCUCACUGUUUAUGAAUUCCUCUGGCCUGAUCCAGCCACAGAAUUCUCUGGAAAAAAAAGACAAGUGUGCAUGGCAGGGUGUGUCUCAGUCUGUACCAUCAUAGCAUUGAAAGUGUAUUAAAUAUGUCUUGUGCAUGUCUGAGUAUUUCCUGUGUGUGUGUAUGUGUGUGUGGGUAGUAUGUGGGAGGCAAUAAAUCACUCAGAUCAAUUGUGGGUUGUGUUAUGGAAUUCCAGACAGGAGCUGGCUGUGGUGUCAGGCCUCAGAGUAUACAGCUGUCUCUGAAUGUCCACUAGUGUCCUAGCACACAUUAUCCCUUGCAGUCAUUACACUCUCUAUCCGAUGUCAAGCUGUGCAGAUUUUCUGUUCAUGCAGGUGUAUAAGUGCAAUGACUUGUGCAGUAAUACUCUGUCAGUACUCUGCUUCCUUGCGAAGUAUACGGAUAUGGAAGGGUGUGAAGGAAAACAAUGCAGUGAUAACCACAAAACCUUAUAUCACAGUUCUUUAGUAUAUUACAGUAUCUGGUUGCUAUUUAAAACGACAUUAAGUUGCAUAAUUUCAGGGGCUUUUAUUAUCCAAACAAUGCAGAAAUACUGAUUUUAAAUUAUUUUUCACCUUUCUGGGAGAAAAAAAAUAAGUCCAUGUUGGCAUGGAACAAUAAGUUAAUGGUUCAGUCCAAAAAAAUAAAAUAAAUGCAAAAAAUGCCACAGCAACCCCUAUUAAAAUAUCACUUUGCAAAUAUUACUUCCCUGGUGUUACAAUUACCAUGACAUCACUAGGUGUAAAUAAUAUCUAUAUAUUGUUCCACUGCUAUCCGUCAGGAUGUGUAAUUAACUUUUGUCACAUGUCAAUACAAAUUCCAAUACGUGAUAGUAUUUAAAUAAUAAUAAUUAAGAUAUAAGGCAACUUGCAAAUUGUUGAAAAAAGCACAGAGAAAAAAAAAAAGCCUUUAACAUUCUCUUGUGUACUGAUUACAUCCACAUCAAGUAGUGCUGGAGGAGGAGACAAGGUAGAGUGAGAGCGACAGAUUCACCAUCCUGUGUGUGUGUGUGUGUGUGUAAGGUUGGAGGGACUGCGGCUGCUUUCUUCGCUUAUCUCUCCAUCGUGACACAGGGAACUGCGCUACAUUAAUACCUGCGAUAGAGACUGUCUGCCUCGCACCUCUCUACAAUGCAGAUAAGCUUCAGCAGCGCAGGAUUAUCAACACAGCCUCACUCCCGCUCUGUAUCUCUCUCACACACUUACACUCACGCUUUAUUUAUUGUUUAGAGGCACUGGGUAAAAAAAAAAAAAGACGGAAAGGGAGAGUAGCGUAAAAAAAUAGGAGAUGUAGAGGAUUGAACCAACAUUGUAUUGCGAAAAUGUUGCAGAUUGGAUUAUUAGAGCAAGAGGAUGAGAGAAUUUCCUUUAUUAUAGUACAGCAUUUUAGCCAGAGGAUCUAUAUUUUGCUCCCACUUGAUUUUCUUGUUUAUUUGAAAUAUAAUAUGUUUAUGUGUUUAUGAAUUCAGUGUAAUACUUCUUUCUGCUCUCUCCCAUUACUCAGGUAUGUUUGAAACAAGAUAAAGAAAAGUCUGAUAUGUCUCAGUUGUGUUCUCAAGCUCAGUCUUUGUAGUGUGUGUAGUGCAUAUGUGUGUAUAUGAUUACCAUUGUGUGUGUUUGUGUGUGUGUGUGUGUGUGUGUGAGUUAUUUGAGGAGUACGGCUUUACCUCAGUUUUCGCAGCCCCCUGUGGAGCUUUAUCCUGCUCACACAAUACUAGGUGGUAACACUUCCUCAUCCUUACUGCAUCACUGAUUUGUGUGUGUAUGCACGAUGGGAGUAUCAACACACCGAUACACACACGGGCAAGUGUACAAACAUGGGAAAGUACACACACACAUACACACACAUAUAUACACACACACUUUAAUUGGGUUGCGAGAGGUUAAUGGUCUUUCUAAGCCUAGGCCCUUAGGGUGUGUGCAAAUGGCAGUUUAAAAAGCUUGUACAUCUAAACAUGAGCUUUUAGUUCUGAAGGGCUUUGAUGCAGUCUCUCUCUCUCUCUCUCUCUCUCUCUCUCUCUCUCUCUCUCGCUCUCACUCUCUCACACACACACACACACAUAUACACAUGCACACUAUUCCCUCCACCCAGUACACUCAUGCAAGGCGUUUUAACGCCCAGUGCCUCAGGGAUCACUCUUGGGCCCGCUCCGUUUUCGUUCAUGCGGCCUUGCGUGUUAAUGAGAUAAUUAAACGUGGCGUCCCUCUUCCUGUUAUAUUUCAACAACCCCCUCCCUCGGACAGCAGGAUCAGGCCAGGCCUUUGAAAUGGAUACGCUAUCAGUUCCCAGCCGAGGCCCGUGGUCUAACGGCCCCCAGCGUUCCGGGACAGGAGACCAGCGCUGAUGAGCUCCGAGCGCUAGCAAUCCAUCAUUCACCGAGAUUUUACAAAUCCUAAACCGAAAUAAAAUAUCAAAGACGUCGAAUGCCUCGAUUUAAAGGGUCUUGUGUUGCUUUUCGAUUUCAAGCCAUGUGUUUAAUCAGUGAAACGAAAGCUAAGCCAAGUUGUGUUACUUAUUUGGAAUGCUCAAUCAUACUUGAAAUAAGCCUAUCCUUAUAGGUCUAAAAUUAAAUGUUGAUGAUGACUAUGUGCUAGAAUGAUGUUGCAUUAAUUAGUUCAUUUUCCAGAUCAGCGGACAUGUGCAGAGAAUGCCUUUUUUAACCUCUAGGUGAUUCACAGGGGAGAAUGAUAAAAAUCCUUCUAUAGCAGACUAUAGCAGAAGUACAGUCUUGUGUGUAGCAGAAAAGCAUGAAAUGAAAUUAGAAUUGCAUUAAUAAUAAUAAUAAUAAUAAUAAUAAUAAUAAUAAUAAUUAGCAGUAGUAGUUGUAGUAGUAGUAGUAGUAGUAGUAGUAUUUCGAUUUCUUCAUAAAGUUUUAUUUGAAAGCUGUUCUACUGAACUCACAUGAUUCAUGUUAGACAUAAUCCAUUCCCAGAAAAGCACAUUUGUGUGUGUAUGAGUGUGUGCGAUGUCAAGCUUUCUGGAAUGGUAGUGUCUUAAUUACGCAUCCUGUUUACAUCCUACUGCUUUUCGUUUCGGCACGUAGCACACAUGAAACGAGCCUGCUCUCUCUCCUCGGUUUUCCCUCCUCCGGCCCUCAGCCCGCCUCUGUAGUUAUGGUACUUAUAGGGUCAGCUCUUGUGCCUUAACCCCCCUUUACACACAUGCUCCUAACCUUAACCCUAACCCUAACUUUCAUACUCUCUGUAGGAUAAUUCACACAGCCAUAAAUAACCCUACACAGCGACUUUUACAUCUCUGUCAAGCUGGCAUGCUGGAGCUGCUUCACAUUUUUACUGUCAUGCAUUACAAGAGUUACAAGAGCCAUUCUCGGCAUAAUGGAGGAACCGAUACAUGUCUGAUCUAGGCGAGAGUGAGAGAGAGAGAGAGAGAGAGAGAGAGAGAGAGAGUUUGUGAUUACACUGCUGCACUCUCUUUUGCAUUCCUUUUUCCUUUUAAUCUUCUCCUCAUCUUCCACCCUUUGACCCUUCAUCUUGUUAUGUGUGUAUCUACAGCCACAGCAUUCAUUCCUUGCUUUGAGACAUUUCAUGGAAAUGCAAAAAAAAAAUUAGUUUAACACACCAGCGAGACGUUUUCUUCGGCACCUAUUAAGGAUGCACUCCUAACAUUAUGAUGCCGUGUGUAUGUGAGUGUGUGUGCGUGUGUGUAUGUGUGUGGGAUUGGUGUGUUUGAGGGCGGUGCCGCUAUCCGUGAAGGCCUCUGAUUGCUGGUUUUCGUAUUGCAUCAUUAGCCGAGAAGGUUUGUGUGUUUACCAGUGCAGGCAAAACACUGUGGACAUUAAUGUGUCCUGCCGUGGUUUAUGAGCCAUUCAACACACACACACAAACACACACAAUAAACUCAGGAAAGAACGUGUGCGCACACGCCCUUGCACACUCACCCUCUGUGGUAUAGUUUUUUAGAAUAAAAAACUGUGGUAUAUAUUUUUAGAAUAAAUGCAUCCCUCUGCGUCUCUUUGUGAUUUUGUAGAAUUAGCAGAGGCCAUAUUUGAUUUUAUUCAGUGGGUUAAAUGCUCAUUAGGUGUCUCUACAAGUCUGCAUGACCUCAAUGCAGCAAACACAUCAAUUUUUAAAAAGAUACAGUAGAGGAAAACUCAGCCAUUUCCCUGUACCCGUGUCACAGGUCCUUACUAUUCAUUAAUGUAACAUGAUUGAGCAGAGAUGAUAACGGGUGCGGGAAGAUGACACACUCAAAACGGAGGAAUUAGAGACAUAACAGCAUCAGCCAGCGAUGCUGCAGAGAACCGCUUCACUCUGCGGUGGGUGACAUUUUCAUACGAUCUGACUUGCACCCUGCUCUCUCUCUCUCUCUCUCUCUCUCUCUGUCAUACCUUUUCCACUACAGAUGGGAAAUAUGGAAGACUUGGAAGACUUCCCGGCACACAGUAUGCAUUAUGAUUGUAUUUAUCCAAAGCAUAUGUUCCCGAGGAGCUCAAAGAAGCUGCCUUAAUGGAUGAGGAUGUAGAGGGAGAUGAUUCAGCGGUUGAGGAAGAGCCUGCCGUUAAAUACAUGUGCCAGGACAAGGACUUCCUUCUCAAAGACCGGCCAGGCUUCCACGACUCUCCAACUGCAGACCUCUCCAGCCAUGAAAUGGACAGUGAGUCACACCUCAGCGAGACCAGUGACAGGAUGUCAGACUUUGAGAGUGCCUCGGUGAAGAAUGAGGAGGAUAGCACUGCCAAGGACCCACUUACACCACUCAAUUCAACUACACCCAUGAAGAUGACAGCUGUGGCCCCACCCAGCAGUGAGGAAACACCCACUGCAGGCCCAGACAGCCUUGAGCAGAUGAAGGCCAUUUACACCAGCUUCUUGACCAAUUCUUACUGGUCAUCGCUGAAUAUGGCACAGCCUCCAACUGAAAAACCCCCACGCAGCCACAGCAGUAGCAGCAGCAGUAGUAGCAGCAGCAGUAGCUGUGGUAGUGGGGGCUAUGACUGGCACCAGUCAGCUGUUGCCAAAACCUUGCAGCAAGUUUCACAGAACCAGAGCAGAAUACUACACCCAGCUUCUGAGCCUAACCUCUUUAGCACUGUGCAGCUUUACCGGCAAAGCACCAAGCUCUAUGGCUCCAUCUUUACAGGUGCCAGCAAGUUCCGCUGCAAAGACUGCAGUGCUGCCUAUGAUACGCUAGUUGAGCUUACGGUGCACAUGAAUGAAACAGGCCAUUACCGAGAUGAUAACCACGAGACAGACAGCGAGGGCACUAAGCGUUGGUCCAAGCCACGCAAACGUUCACUGCUGGAGAUGGAAGGCAAGGAGGAUGCUCAGAAAGUACUCAAAUGCAUGUAUUGUGGCCACUCCUUUGAAUCACUACAGGAUCUAAGUGUCCAUAUGAUCAAGACAAAACACUAUCAAAAAGUGCCUCUCAAGGAGCCUGUGACACCUGUGGCAGCCAAGAUCAUCUCCUCUGCUCGGAAAAGAGCCCCUAUUGAGCUGGAUCUGCCCAGCUCGCCAGACUCUAAUGGAGGAACACCCAAACCCUCUCUCGCAGACACCAGUGACCUCUUGCAGAAGACAGCAAAUCCCUACAUUACUCCUAAUAAUCGCUAUGGGCAUCAGAAUGGUGCUAGCUAUGCAUGGCAGUUUGAAUCUCGAAAAUCCCAGAUCCUGAAAUGCAUGGAAUGUGGAAGCUCCCAUGAUACCCUUCAGGAGCUAACAGCUCACAUGAUGGUUACUGGGCACUUCAUCAAGGUUACGAACUCUGCCAUCAAGAAAGGCAAGCCUAUUAUGGAGGUGCCAACCAACCCACCCCCUAACACCAUGUCCUCUAGUGAAGAUAAGGUACAGUCAGUGCCACUGGCUGCUACAGCUUUUUCCCCACCUCCUCCUGCACCCCCUCCACCCAGCAUAUCCCCUGCCAUAACUGCUAUGGAAAUUAAAAAAGAGGAAAAGGAAGAAGAGUGCACAAAGGAAACCACUAACAGCAGCAAAGAGAAGAAAGCAACAGAUGACGAAGCUGAGGAGAAGUUUGACAUUUCUUCCAAGUAUCCAUAUUUGACUGAAGAAGACCUGGAAGAAAGCCCUAAAGGUGGAAUUGACAUUCUCAAAUCACUGGAAAACACAGUUACAUCUGCCAUCAACAAAGCACAGAAUGGCACACCAAGCUGGGGAGGAUAUCCCAGCAUCCAUGCUGCUUAUCAGCUCCCAAACAUCAUGAAACUUUCCUUGCGCAACUCAGGAAAGAGCUCCCCACUGAAGUACAUGUUCUCGGGUGAAGAGAUCCUAUCCCCAUCCAAAAAUCAACCUCUUAUCUCUCCUCCAAGCUGUCAGACCUCACCUCUUCCCAAAAAUAACUUUCAUGCCAUGGAAGAACUUGUCAAGAAAGUAACAGAAAAAGUGGCCAAAGUGGAGGAGAAAAUGAGGGAUACAACUGCACGUGCUUCCCCUCUAAGGCGAACAACACCCUCUCCUUGCAGUAGUGAAGCUGGGGAGUCUGCCAGAGGGGAUUCACCCAAGGAAAGCAGAGGAGUCAAAACUCCAGAGACCAAUGGAACAGUAAGUGCUCACAAAGACUCCAAUGGUGAGGGUCUCACAAAAGAGCCAUUAGAAAAUGGCACUGACCAUGCUGUCAAAACUCCAGUCUCAUCUCUGUGCAGCAGCACUGCAAUUAUAACAGACCAUCCCCCAGAACAGCCAUUUGUCAACCCCUUAAGUGCGCUUCAGUCUGUCAUGAAUGUCCACCUAGGUAAAGCUGCUAAACCUGCCCUUCCAUCUCUGGACCCCAUGAGCAUGCUCUUCAAGAUGAGCAACAGUCUGGCAGAGAAGGCGGCUAUUGCUGCCUCCACACCAGCUCAGACCAAAAAGACAAACGAGCAUCUUGACCGCUACUUCUACCACAUCAACAAUGACCAGCCCAUUGACCUGACUAAAGGCAAAAGUGAAAAGAGCAGCUCCCUGGGAUCAGCUGUGUUGUCCUCCUCCACUUCAACUCCUUCCUCAGUGUCACCUUCUUCAACCAUUACUAUGGCCAAGACAUCAUCUGCUGUGGCUUCAUUCAUGUCUAAUUCACCUUUGCGUGAAAAUGCGCUGUCUGACAUUUCUGAUAUGCUUCGCAACUUAACAGAAAGCCAUGUCUCCAAAUCUUCCACACCAACCAGUCUGUCUGAGCGAUCAGAUGUAGAUGGUGCUACACAUGAGGACUCUGAAGACAUGUCACCAGCUCAGAAGCGCAAAGGUCGGCAGUCCAACUGGAACCCUCAGCAUCUUCUUAUCCUGCAAGCACAGUUUGCCUCCAGCUUGAGACAAACGAGUGAUGGCAAGUAUAUUAUGUCUGACCUCAGCCCACAGGAACGCAUGCAUAUCUCUCGCUUCACUGGCCUUUCAAUGACUACAAUUAGCCACUGGCUGGCCAAUGUCAAGUACCAGUUGAGGCGGACAGGUGGCACAAAGUUCCUGAAGAACCUUGAUUCUGGCCAUCCCGUGUUCUUCUGUGGUGACUGUGCUUCACAGAUACGCUCCCCUUCCACCUACGUCAGCCAUCUUGAAUCACAUCUGGGCUUUCGGCUUAGAGACCUGGCUAAAUUAUCUGGGGAGCAGCUAGUCAACCAGAUAUCACGUCACGCAAAGGGGCUCUCUGAGAAACUGCUGUCAGCUCAAGCCCAUGCCUUGACCCACUCAAUCCCUAACCCUAACACCAAUUCCAACCCAAGUCCACACUCCAACUCCCACUCCCCUUCCCCAGACGAGGAAGCCAGUGGGGCCACAUAUCAGUGUAAACUGUGCAACCGGACUUUUGCUAGCAAGCACGCUGUCAAACUCCAUCUGAGCAAGACUCAUGGCAAAUCCCCUGAGGACCACCUUAUGUAUGUCUGUGAACUUGAGAAACCUUAGCGCUGAUCAAGGACUCAGUACUCUGUCUUUCACCUAUCUCUAUUUCUCAUGCUUUCUCUGAAGCCUUCUCUCUAACAUUUCUUAAAACCAAGAUGAACUGAUGACUAACAAAGAAAUAACUGCACAUAGAUGCCAUAAAACUACUGUUUAGUUUCGGCACAUGAUGUGUGGGUUUUCCUCCUGGAAUAACUCAUUCUGGUUCAGAGACAUUCUCUUUUCUCAUUUUAGGUAAAAAAUAAAGAAAAACAAAAAAGGUAAUUUUCUAACUGUGCAGUGUCGAGUGAAGAGGUUCUGUUGUCACUGGUAAAAUAUGAAGGUAUAUAAGAAAAACUUAAAAUGAAGUUGUAUGUAUUUGGAAGUUGUGUAAAUUGGAUUCAAUUUUAUUUCUUUUGUUUUUUUUAUUUUAUUUUUCUUUCUUUUUUGUUUUGGGCAUCUCUCAGAUGCAGUAAGCUGCAUGCAUUGAUGAAUUGGUUUAGUUUAACUUUUAAUAACUAAAACUCCUUUGUUUUUUUUUUGUUUUUUUUUGGUUUGUUUUAUUUUUCUUUUUUUAGUUAAUGUGACCUGUGUGUGCUGAUGUCAGCAGACAAAAUUUAACCCUCUGAGUACGUGCAAAAUCUUGUACAUUACCAGUCCAGAAUAUAGAAAGUAAAAAGAGAGAAAUCAGAGAUUGGACAUGCCCACGUUCAAAUAUGAGAGGCCACAUUAUUGUGUACGGUAUUUUGGUACCUCACAAAAUGAAAUAAGAAAAGAAAAAUGGAAAAAGAAUACUAUACAUGAUACCUGAGUGGUUUCUGAUGCAAAACGUGUGUGAAUUCAAAAUAACAGUCUUUUAGUUUUCUGAAAUCAGGGGCCUUUUGAAUUCAGGUCGGUGUAAAAAAAAUGUACAUAUAAACAUAUAAACUAAUUUCUGUUUAAAUUAUGCAUCAUUUUAUAUUUUUAAUUUAAGAGGAGUAUGACUAUCUACUGGUGCACAAUAUAUGAAGACAUUAAUUAAAUUGUUUUGCACAAUAGUUUUAUAAAUGUUAUUUAAUCAGAUGAUAUAAAAUUGAGAGAAAAAAACCCACCCUAAUCUUUUAUUUCCACCUCGUGCUCAAAGGGUUAAACUUCUUGUACAAGACAAUACUUGUUCCAUCGUUUCUUGAACAUUUCAAAGGUUGUACAAAAAGAUGCUACUUUAUAAUGCAAGGAGGAAUUCCACAAAUGUAACCUAUUAUUUAUAAGCACUCUUGGUUGUUGUUUUAUAUUGUAGAAUGCCUUUUUGAUUGGUAACUUUUAUGUUGUUCUGUCUAAUUAUUCUCCCAUGAUUCCACACUGCAGCUUUAUCAUUUUUGGGGGGAUCUGAAGGGUAACCAUGGUUACCCUUCCUCCGAUUGACAGUUCUGCUACAUUUUUGGCAGUUAAUUUGCUGAAAUAACUGACAGCUGCCAGUGAAUGGAAAUAUAAUGUGUAAAAUAUUGGCAUGUAAACAGCACAGGCACUGUUAUGCAUUCUGUGCCGUGAUUCUCUUUUUGUUGUUGUUGACAAUGAACCACCCAUUAUAUGACUUCAUAUAACCUUUUUUUCUACUGCAGCAUUAAAAUGACAAUGUUUUGUUUUUUGCAAUAA
This is a messenger RNA of Pangasianodon hypophthalmus (striped catfish), 17373 nucleotides long. RefSeq names its product teashirt zinc finger homeobox 3b (gene tshz3b). Gene Ontology annotation, cellular component: nucleus. The transcript has 2 exons. Gene Ontology annotation, molecular function: DNA binding; DNA-binding transcription factor activity, RNA polymerase II-specific. Bases 12385 to 15768 code for a protein of 1127 amino acids. NCBI's taxonomy places the organism in Eukaryota, Metazoa, Chordata, Actinopteri, Siluriformes, Pangasiidae. Gene Ontology annotation, biological process: regulation of transcription by RNA polymerase II. The record is from RefSeq and is a predicted model, not a curated record.